Molecule: messenger RNA, 1074 nt
Organism: Didymosphaeria variabile
Lineage: Eukaryota; Fungi; Ascomycota; Dothideomycetes; Pleosporales; Didymosphaeriaceae
Exons: 1
Coding region: 1-1074 (357 amino acids)
Source: RefSeq, a predicted model, not a curated record
AUGGAACAACCCCCCGAAGCCGACUCAGCGGAGAGCAGAGGAGAUUUCCUCCCCAAGUACGACAUCGAUGUCUACAAUGUGAUCACCAGGUUAGGCUCGUCAUCUCCACGCAUAGAUGCCUCACAGCGUGUACCUAGUGAAGAGAAGCGACCAUCAUCAACUAGAUCUCUCAAGAAAGCACAAUACACGACAGCGAACGCAGAGAAAGUUCCAUGUCUUGGAGGCGACCAGAGCUCGCACGCCUCCGUCUCUCCAGCCCGAAGCACCCCCGCCCGCAGCUCCUUCGAGACCGACCUCAACAGAUCGGCGUCGCCAAUUACAAGCGCUAACGACGCUUCACAAAAUGGACAAGACGCCCCAAUUGACGUUGACGACAAUGAAGAGAUCGAGGGGGACGAAGACCUCAACACAGGCGACGAGACAGACACCGCUGACACCAUCAGCGUUCCGAUCAACUACAAAGACGCAUCGGGUAUAACCAAUGAAUACCACCUCGACAUCAACGAAACAGAACUCAUCAUCGGCCAAGCGCGAGGCUACGCCUACAUCGGAAACGAGCACCAAGAGACAGAUGAAGAAGCCAUAGCCCGCGAGAAAAAGGAAUCCCAGACGAAUUGGAUGACGGGUUGGUUAGUGCACGCGAAUCCGGAAAAGUAUCAGGUCAAACCGAAAAAGUUUGUGCCUAGUGGUAAAGGCAAAGGGGGCGGUAGGUGGGUGGACGUAGAUGAGGACGAUAAGGUGCGCGUUGUUGUGGAGUGGAAGAAGGCGCUGUACAGAGAUAGGCGAUGGUUCGUAAAUGUUGACGUGGAAGAGAUUGAAGAAAGGAGGACGACGAAGUUGGGUGAUCCGCCGCUGCAGUAUAAGCUGGAGGUCCCGCGACCCAAGCCUCCGCAGUCUGGUCUCCUGCGCGAUGGAGAUGAGCUUAUCGGUGCUCCAAGAUGUUUAGCUGGGCCGUCGAAGCGCUGUCAGCCGCCGCUUAUGGGGAAGUUUUCGGUGGAGCAGAGGAAGAGGUAUGCGGGUAAAGAGUGGCCGGCAAGGAGGAUUGCGGAGAUGAACAUGGAUGGCUCACGGUAG